AUGGAGUCGCUGUUCUUCAAUGUCGAGGUUGGGUUCCUGGAGGGCAUUGUUCGUGGCUACAAGGCUGGCAUUCUUACAAAUACAAACUACCUCAAUUUAAUUCAAUGCGAAACACUGGAAGAUUUCAAGCUGCAACUCGCUGCCACGGAUUAUGGAAACUUUUUGCAGAAUGAGCCUUCUCCAAUUGCCACAACAACCAUUGCGGAAAAGGCCAGAGAGAAACUCAUCUCCGAGUUUAAUUAUCUUCGUACUAAUUCCAAUCGACCUUUGUCAACUUUCUUGGACUAUUUAACGUAUGCGUAUAUGAUUGACAAUGUCAUUUUGUUGAUCACUGGAACACUCCAUGAGCGUGACACACUCGAACUGCUUGAACGAUGCCAUCCUCUGGGUAUGUUUGACUCUAUAGGUGCUCUUUGUGUUGCUACUAGUGUUGCCGAGCUUUACAAUACGGUUCUGGUUGACUCUCCCAUUGCUCCCUACUUUGAAAAAUGCUUGUCUGCCCAUGAUCUGGAUGAAAUGAAUAUCGAGAUUAUUCGCAACACUCUUUACAAGGCAUAUUUAGAAGACUUUCACUCAUACUGCGAGAGCCUUGGUGACCCUACUGCUGAAGUCAUGGGAGAGAUCCUUCAGUUUGAGUCGGAUCGUCGUAUCAUCAACAUUACCAUUAAUUCAUUCAACACUGAACUAACCAAGGAUGAUCGAGCCAAACUAUUCCCCACUAUUGGCAAGUUGUUUCCUGAUGGUGUAGCACGGCUUGCACGAGCUGACGACGUUGAUCAAGUGCGACUUACCAUCGAAGGCUACCCUGAGUAUCGACCCUUUUUUGAUAUCCCUGUUGGCUCUGACCGCUCUCUAGAAGACAAGUUUUUUGAGCACGAAGUGUUUUUGAACAAGAGAGCAUUUAACCAGCAGUUUCAAUUUGGUGUGUUUUACAGUUAUUUGAAACUCAAGGAACAAGAGAUUCGCAACAUUGUGUGGAUUGCAGAGUGCAUUGCCCAGCAACAAAAGGAUCGAAUCAACAGUUUUAUUCCCAUCUUUUGAAUAAAGCAAUUUCCUUUUUU
This is a messenger RNA of Batrachochytrium dendrobatidis JAM81, 1061 nucleotides long. Its product is annotated as H(+)-transporting V0 sector ATPase subunit d. The transcript has 6 exons. Gene Ontology annotation, molecular function: proton-transporting ATPase activity, rotational mechanism. The coding region runs from base 1 to 1041 and encodes 346 amino acids. Gene Ontology annotation, biological process: proton transmembrane transport; vacuolar transport; vacuolar acidification. Lineage: Eukaryota; Fungi; Chytridiomycota; Chytridiomycetes; Rhizophydiales. Gene Ontology annotation, cellular component: proton-transporting V-type ATPase, V0 domain; vacuolar proton-transporting V-type ATPase complex; fungal-type vacuole membrane. The record is from RefSeq and is a predicted model, not a curated record.